Molecule: messenger RNA, 1630 nt
Organism: Aspergillus caelatus
Lineage: Eukaryota; Fungi; Ascomycota; Eurotiomycetes; Eurotiales; Aspergillaceae
Product: molybdopterin molybdotransferase MoeA
Exons: 1
Coding region: 254-1609 (451 amino acids)
Biological process (GO): Mo-molybdopterin cofactor biosynthetic process; molybdenum incorporation into molybdenum-molybdopterin complex
Cellular component (GO): cytosol; cytoplasm
Molecular function (GO): molybdopterin molybdotransferase activity
Source: RefSeq, a predicted model, not a curated record
UUAUGCAUUAUUAUUAUGUAGGAAGAUGUAUACGAAUUAUAGUCUCCAGUAGACGCGCGACAAAUCCAAGGAAAAUAAUAAAGUUAAGUAGAUGACGCAAGGGAAAAAGGUACCAUGAAUGACGCCAGAAUUAUGAAAUUAGGGUUACAACAAAUCACAGGUUCUCCUGUUACUUCUUUUAAUUCAUAUAUUCUACGCAAACAACAGACUGAAUGUAAUAAACACUCACCCGUUCAACUGUAUAGAGAGCAAUAUGGGCCUGUCCUACACAGAAGCGAUACGACUGGUCGAGGCCGAAGCACAUCGCAAGCGAAAUGUCUCCUUGUCUCGAGCAGAAAUAUGCUCGAUAUUCGCUGCAAGAGGUCGCAUCGCCCGACACACGAUUUAUAGUCCAAUCUCGACACCAAGGUUUGACACGUCUGCCAUGGAUGGCUACGCAUUGAGCUCCGCCGCGACGCAGGAUGCGACCGUGGAUUAUCCCAAAACAUUCGAAGUCCAGGGCAUCACGGCCGCAGGAGAUGAACCCUUCUCGCAGAUGGAACGUGAUGGAAGUAUCCCGCCUUGUGUGGAGAUUAUGACAGGAGCCCCAUUUCCUAAGACUGUCAAGCAGGAAGACUUCGAUUGUUGUAUUCGCUAUGAGGAUGUAAGAGUCGAAGAGCGAUGGGGGCGUCGCUUCAUUGCAGUGACCAAGCCGGUCAAGCCCAACCAGAAUCGACGGCUGGCCGCGACGGACUUCCGAACAGAUGACGCGAUUGUCAAGGAGGGAGAACUGAUCCAUCCGAGCCAUGUCAUGGCGAUGGCAUCAGUCGGUAUCACGGAGCUUUCUGUGCUGCCCAAGCCGAGAAUAGCCGUCUUCUCAACCGGAUCAGAACUACUACCUACAAAAAGUGACUCUUCGGAGCUUCAUCGGAUUAGCGACAGCAAUGGCCCGUAUCUGACUGCAAUGUUGGAAGACUGGGGCGCUAUCGUCGACUUUUUGGGGGUUAUCCCCGAUCACUCUGAAGACAUGGAACAGGCCCUAUUGUGCGGUCUUCAGGGACCCAGAUAUGACCUGAUCAUCAGUUCUGGCGCUGUCUCGGCCGGUCGCUACGAUAUGAUCCCCACAGUACUCGAGCGCGGACAGGCGCGGACAGUUUUUCACAAAGUUGAAAUGAGGCCUGGGCAUCCGGUGCUUUUCUCCAUGCUUCCUCGACCCGGAACUGCUCCUCCAGAUAGCGAGGUAGCCUUUUUCGGCUUGCCGGGAAAUCCGGUAGCCAGCGCCGCUUGUCUUCGUUUUAUAGUAGCGCCUUACUUGAAUACCAUCCAACUGCAAUCGCAAGAGAAGCCAUAUAAAGCUCGGAUCAUGGCUGCGAACUACAAACUUGGUAUUCAUCAUGGAAUACCACUCAGCUGCAGUAAGCCAGUCGCAACUGUGCCGAUAGAGAAAGACGUGUUUCGGCCGGGGACAUUUUGCGGUUCCACAGACCAAGAUCUCAUGGUCCAGCUCAUAUCGGAUCAUAGUCCUGGCAAGAUCAAACCAUUCCUCGAGGCCAACUGCUGGAUCCGGAUCCCUCAUGGUGUUUCUGAAGUCGGAGAAGGCGACUCAGUUGGCAUUUACCCGAUGCGUUGAGAUCUGGCGCAUUACAUCCCU